AUGGCUUGGUGGAACCCUCUCAGCUAUUUCAAGCAGCGAAAAGCCCCGAAGCCCAAGUUCCAGCCCGAGUCUGAAAGGUCUUUGUUCGCGCUUGCAUCGGAUGACACCUCGGACGGCACUCUGGCGCGAGGACCAAAUCCAACUCAGGGAGACAGCGACGAGGAGUCUGAGGAGAGCGAAGGUCAGUCUGACUUGCAGCUGGAAGCCUUGCCGGAGGCUUGCUCCCCUUCCUCCCAGAAGGAAGUGCGCUCGUCUCCUGAGCCGCCAGCCCCGGCAACAUCCCGCGAGGAGGUCGAGGAGGCGAGGGCAGAAAUCGCCUAUGGCUCUGCAGCAGGCAAAGUCGAAACGGAGUCCGGAGGAGGGAGCCCAGAGGGCGGGAUGCUCUCACCGUCAGGUGACCAGAGCUCUGGCCCCUGGUGGAACAAGUUCGGCCUGUCUCCGAUGCAGAAGGAGCAGAGUGAGGAGGCACCAGCCUUCAAUCUUGAGAGGAGUUCCGAGACGCAAUCGGGGGGAUCCGAGGCAAGGACGAAGGAGCUGGACUUUGGGCUUCUGGUCCGUAUGGCGGAGAGCCGACGGGCGAAGAGCGAUCCUCCAGAACCUGAAGGCGGAGGCCGGCAGGCUCCAGGCAGCGCUCCUCCUCCCCGGUUCCGUUCGACGGCCUGUUUGGUGAUGCCUCGGCCGGAUGACUACUUCUUGAAGAAGUCCAGCAAAGGGCCGGAAGCUCCCACUGCUCCCACCUCCGCCAGCCUCAAUGACUUAAUUUACCUGGACCCUGGCCACUUCAGAGAGAUUGCCGAGCGAGGAGGAGCCGUGCAAAGGCUGACCAGGACAUAG
Symbiodinium necroappetens is the source of this 834-nucleotide messenger RNA. Lineage: Eukaryota; Dinophyceae; Suessiales; Symbiodiniaceae. The record is from the annotation of a GenBank genome assembly.